CCGGAAGGGGAAGGAAUAAACCACGUGCUCCUCGUGUUUGCGUCACGUGACGUAGGCUGAAGUGUCGCCACGUCGUCAGUAAGAAGCAGGAAGCAUCUGAAUGAGUCCUGAGCAGAGCAGAAGAAACACUACAUGAUGUCUCAGUUCCAGGAGGUGCUAAAGCAGUCCGGUCUGCAUCCUAAACCAGCAGGUCUGGUUUUACAGUACGGCACGGCUGGCUUCAGGACCAACGCCAAAAAGCUGGACCACAUCAUGUUCAGGAUGGGUCUGCUGGCAACGCUCCGCUCCAGAAAGACCAAAGCGACCAUCGGAGUCAUGGUGACGGCGUCGCACAACCCCGAGGAGGACAACGGCGUGAAGCUGAUCGACCCGAUGGGGGAGAUGGUGACGCCGACGUGGGAGGGAUACGCCACCCAGCUGGCCAACGCUGAGCAGGAAGAUUUGCUCACAGCUCUGAAGGACGUCAUAGAGAAGGAGGCCAUAGACAUGAGCCAGGAGGCAGACGUGUUUGUGGGUAAAGACACCAGGAGCAGCAGCGCCAGUCUUUCACAAGCAGUGAUGGAUGGAGUUUCUGCUCUCGGUGGUCACAGCAAAGACUAUGGUUUGGUUACCACCCCUCAGCUGCACUACAUGGUCUGCUGUCAGAACACAAAGGGUAAAUACGGAGACGCCACAGUGGAGGGAUACUACAGCAAACUGUACCAAGCUUUCAUUCAGCUCACCAAGAGUGUGUUGAACCGCACUGACGACCAGAAGCACCUGAGCGUGGACGGCGCUAACGGCAUCGGGGCCCUGAAGGUUCGGGAGAUGGAGGCUCACCUGAAAAAGGAGCUGCAGAUUUCCCUCUUCAACGACGGCAGCAAAGGAAAGCUGAACCACCAGUGUGGAGCUGACUUCGUCAAAGUGCAGCAGAAACCUCCAACAGGCGUUGAGAUGAACCCAGGAGAACGCUGCUGCUCCUUCGACGGCGAUGCUGACCGGAUAGUUUAUUACUUCAUCGACUCCGAGGGACAGUUUCACCUGCUGGACGGAGACAAGAUAGCGACGCUCAUCAGCACUUUCCUCAAAGAGCUGCUCACACAGGCUGGUGUAGACUUGAAGAUGGGAGCAGUGCAAACUGCUUAUGCUAACGGAAGCUCGACACGCUACCUGGAGGACACGAUGCAGGUUAUAGUGAGGUGCACGAAGACUGGAGUGAAGCAUCUUCAUCACGCAGCUCAGGAGUUUGAUAUCGGCGUUUACUUCGAGGCUAACGGACACGGAACUGUGUUGUUCAGUAAAGCAGCUGAGGAGAUAAUCCAGCAUCUCGCUGAGGACGCCAACAUCAACGACGAGAGGAAAAGAGCAGCUCGAAUGCUGCAGAACACCAUAAACGUUAUCAACCAGACUGUUGGAGACGCCAUCGCUGACAUGCUGCUAAUUGAGGCCAUAUUAGCCAUCAAAGGGAUGACCAUUCAGCAGUGGGACUCCAUCUACAGCGACCUGCCCAACAGGCAGCUCAAAGUCAAGGUGGCGGACCGCCGGGUUAUCGACACAGCAGAUGCAGAGAGACGAGCGGUGAGUCCGGCAGGGCUGCAGGACGCCAUCGACUCUUUGGUGAAGAAAUACAGAAAAGCUCGGUCUUUCGUGAGGCCGUCCGGCACCGAGGAUGUGGUGAGAGUUUACGCCGAGGCAGAGACGCAGGAGAGUGCAGAUGAUCUGGCUCAUAAAGUCAGCCUGGCGGUUUAUCGACUCGCCGGUGGAGUCGGCGGCGAACCAAAACAGCUGCUUUAACAAAACAAUCGGUGCUUUUUUUCCACCAUCCCAGCUCAUUUUCUCAAGCUGGGAGGUAGCAGGAUACUUUAUAAUGCUAUUUGCACUUGAUGAUUCACUCCAGUUCUUUUCUCUGUGACUGUGAUUACAAACGGGGACACAAUGAAGGGACAUUGUUGUACUUGUAUAUGGUAGAAAUACUCUAAGCUGAUGUAUUGAUUGAUACGAGGUACUAAUGAGGGAUUUAAUUCACUUUGUCUUACUGUAACUUCCUACUAAAUCAAACCUCUUUCAACUGUUA
Amphiprion ocellaris (clown anemonefish) is the source of this 2053-nucleotide messenger RNA. It is a transcript of the gene pgm3, whose product is annotated as phosphoglucomutase 3. The record is from RefSeq and is a predicted model, not a curated record. Bases 133 to 1773 code for a protein of 546 amino acids. Gene Ontology annotation, molecular function: phosphoacetylglucosamine mutase activity; magnesium ion binding. The transcript is spliced from 13 exons. Gene Ontology annotation, biological process: UDP-N-acetylglucosamine biosynthetic process; carbohydrate metabolic process; hemopoiesis. NCBI's taxonomy places the organism in Eukaryota, Metazoa, Chordata, Actinopteri, Pomacentridae.